Messenger RNA from Pocillopora damicornis (cauliflower coral), 4053 nucleotides. Its product is annotated as nuclear receptor subfamily 2 group E member 1. Lineage: Eukaryota; Metazoa; Cnidaria; Anthozoa; Scleractinia; Pocilloporidae. Gene Ontology annotation, biological process: regulation of DNA-templated transcription. Gene Ontology annotation, molecular function: sequence-specific DNA binding; zinc ion binding; DNA-binding transcription factor activity. The record is from RefSeq and is a predicted model, not a curated record.
UUUGUUGUUUCGUGAGAAAUAUAAAAUGAAACAGUAAUGGGCUGCCCUCGGCCAAUCAGAGACGCGCUUCAACUAAAGCUUUCUGACAUUUGCUAUUAAUCUGGCCUCUCGCAGAAAGGUGCACAAUUCUUCUAAAACGUCGUCAACUAGCCAAGCAAAUCGGAUGUGGACCAAGAACAACGACACAACAUUUCCACUCGGCAUGAAUACUGAUCCUCAUCUAGAAGACAUGGAAAUUGACAAGAACGACAAAUCGAAACCUAACGGACGUCUGUUAGAUAUUCCCUGCAAAGUGUGCGGUGAUCGAUCCUCGGGAAAGCAUUACGGAAUUUACGCAUGCGACGGAUGCAGUGGAUUUUUCAAGAGAAGCAUUCGAAGGAACCGUUCCUAUACUUGCAGAGCGACAAACGGGAAGGGAAACUGCCCCGUGGACAAAAUCCAUAGAAACCAGUGUCGUUCCUGCCGUUUGAAAAAGUGCUUCGAAGUCACCAUGAACAAAGAUGCUGUCCAGCACGAGCGUGGACCCCGAAGCUCCACCCUCCGGAAGCAAAAGAUGCUAAAAGAGGCCCAGGACAGAAUGGAUGGCGCUACCACUACAGCGCAUGUGCAGCACAAUACAAGCGGCUUCAUCAAUACCCUUCUAGCUGCAGAAACUUGCAUGGAAGGCUGUCAAGUACCGGCCAACGACUUUGAUCUUGGCUUGGAAUUUAAACCAAUCAGAUUUCAGUCGGAUUUUUCGGUGUCUAUGUACUAUUCCAAUCCCGAAGCUGUAUGUGAGGCUGCCGCUAAGCUGCUGUUUAUGUCUGUAAAGUGGGCCAGAAAUAUUCCUUCAUUCAUGAGUUUACCUUUUAGAGAUCAGGUUAUUCUACUUGAGGAGGGUUGGCGCGAAUUGUUUUUGCUUGGUGCAAGUCAGUGGUCCAUGCCUUUGGAAAUUGCGCCAAUUUUGUCUGCGGCAGGAAUGCACGUAGACAACACGCCUCCCGAGACUAUUGUGGAUGUCAUGGCAACCGUACGCCUAAUCCAAGAAACAGUCAACAAAUUCAAGGCUGCAAAUGUUGAUUCUACCGAAUAUGCAUGUCUGAAGGCUAUAGUACUGUUUAAGCCGACUGCAUGCGGGCUCAAGGACCCGGAACAAGUGGAGUCCACUCAAGACCAGGCGCAACUCAUGCUUGGCGAAUAUGUUCGUGCCCAAUGCCCUACUCAACUGGCCCGGUUUGGUCGCCUUCUCCUUCUCCUGCCAACCUUAAGACGAAUCAGUGCAAAAGAAAUCGAGGAGCUAUUCUUUAAAAAGACGAUUGGAACUGUUCCCAUAGAAAGAUUGUUGAGUGAUAUGUUUAAAAAUGAGUAAGGCAUGAUCAAGGUAGUCGGUGAAUUUCAAAUUUUAUAUCGAGUUCAAUUCAAUAUCCUGACAUCCAUGACACAUUAUUAUCUUUUCAUUUUUGGUGCAUAUUCAUGAUAUUAAGGGCUUGUGUUGAGGAGUUCCUCUCAGAGACUAAUGGAAAAGGAAAAUUAAGAGGUUGAAUUUAAUAUAUAAAUCUUUGGCACAAGAUUUGUGUGCUGUGAAAAGAUGAAAAGGUUGAUUUUCUGCUGACGAGAGAGGAUCAUUUAAUUUUGUUAGAAACGAAACAGUUGCAGCCAAACAGAGCACUUUUCCACUGAGUGUCGUAAAGCCAGAUUCAAAGUAAUGACAAGAUUCAGUCAGAGCGGGAAAAUAUCGCUAGGAACUGGUGAGAAAUCAAAAUAUAAACCAACGAACUGCCUGUGUCGCCGGGGACGGAAAAUGCCAUUAAGCUCAUCAUGUUUUAUUUCAAUUUGCGCUUGAUUGGUUACAAGGUGGCAUUUUUUUUUCUCUUUUUUCUUCUUCUUUUUUUUUUUUCUUUUUUUACCAACCAAUGCGUAAGACACAAAAAUCAGACGCAAUCGUGAAUGACUAUCGGCACUCAGUUGAAAACUGCUCUGUACGUAAAGUUUGCUCUGAUUCAUCCUGAUAGUGGGAGUUGUCGUUGCUGUACAUGUGCUGCCUCAUUUAGAGUCUUUUUCCUACUUAAAACGCAAGGGAAGUAAUUUAUUCACUUACGUUACUCAACUGGGUUUCUUCCCCUCGUUUCCUCAACGUCUGUCUCCUUAUGGACGCGAGCUUUUCAAUUAAUGGUAUCUAACAAAGUAACUUUCAUGUAAUCAAAAACCACUAAAAUUAAUGGCGGCAAUGUUAAUGUAAUUAGUGCCACUAGUAUUUAUAUUGGUAUGUCUGACUCAAAUAUUUGCACUUGAUGUAUGUAUGAGCUGAUUCCAGGUAGCAUAUCCGGCAUAGUGAUAUAUUACGCUUGGAACAGGCUGAGGUGUGAUCAGGUUGAAUUAACCAUACUCGUCCACGCAAUGACUUUUCACCACAGUGGGAAGUCUGGCCUCAGUCAAUCGGCUCGGCGCAGUCCCGUAAAACGCGGGAAAACAAGAUCACAUGCGGAUUGGUUGAUAUUUGCACGAAUGCCAGCUAUGAGUGGCUGGAAACCACGCAAAGUCUUUCUUUGGAAUGAGCUUAGUGUCAGCUUAGAAAUUUAAGACCGAAAAGUGAAAAAUGUUUGUUUCUUCUGAUGUUUCCUUCUUCCUCUUGCAUUCGUGCGCAUUAUAUAAUCAAUGACGGCACUUUGUGCUUGCUGAACUAUGGGAUUUUUUUUCUAUUUAAAUCAAAAUGUAUUUAAAAAGUGAAACGGAGAUUUAGCUAAAAAAGCAUUGCAAAUAAUAAGAAUAUUUAAGCAAAAGAGAGCUAGUUUUGUUGCAAAAAGAAAUUUUCGUAUCCGUGUAAAACUGUGAGAAAGAAGAGGAAAUGUUCUGCUUGUGUAGAUAAACUUAAAAAUAUUGUGGGGCAAAUCAAUUCUACAGUAAAGUGUACAUGUACGGAUUCAGCAUUAACACUCUAACGUUUGGCUUUAUAACAAAACAGGUGAUAACAAUUGUAGAUAAGAGCCCUAGUAGUCAUCUUUAUAGACAACAAUUUUCAUUAUAUCAAAUCUUUUUACUUUGGUUUAUAUAAUCUGGCAAGAAUCAACUCUGCGGACACGGCUUUUCAAUGAGUAAUAAAGGGCUAAACAAAAUCAAGUUAGCUUCGUGACUUUAUGUGUGCUUAAGAAGGAACUUUCCUCUUGUUGCGUCUUAGGGAAUUAAAAAAUACUAUAUAUUCUCAAGGAAAAUUGCCAAGUAAUGUAUGUGUAAAUGCAUUUGAGUAUAUUACGAGCAUUAAACGUUGCUGUUUCACAGACGCAUUUUGCAGUUAUCAUCAAAACAGUUCGUGGGAAAAAGUUCUUGAUCGACUUUUCUUUUUCCAUUGAAAGGGAAUAUCAUUUUUUCCUGCUCUACAUUGCAUCUGAUUUUAUAGCUUAUAAUAAUAUCACUCUAGGAUCUUGCAGUAUCUCAUAAUGGAACACGAAGCAUGACACUGCUUCUGCUUAAGAUCUGCGGCUGAGAUUUUCCUACCUUAUGUCAACCUGGCGAGUCAAUUCCAUGUUGUUGUCAUAUCAUUAAAGUACCUCUGCUUGCGCUUUUUCGAGACUUAACAACUCAUAGAAAAAUUAGGUAUGAGAAUUAUCUCCUGCCAAAUGCAUUGACAAAUGAAACAGAAAUGUUCAUCUGGAUGUAGGAAAUUAUUAUAACUUGUUAUGAUUCCUAAUGAGUUUCUGCAUCGUACUUCUUGCAGUAUCAGUAUGUAACAGCUUCACGGCUAUGGCCUUUUUUUUAUUUUCAAUAAAACCUGAGUGGGCCAGACCUUUUCUUUAACAAACUUGGCAGAAAUAAUUUUCGCCCCUUUUAAAUAUGCUAAUGAUAUUCAACAGGAAUUUAAGAUGACUAUUACUAUGAUUGAUCCAAAUUGUUGCCUGUUCGCAUUUGAAUCGCUGGAAUCAAAAAAAGGGAUAAAUUUAACAUUAUUAAGACUCGUUAUCUUGUGAGAAUGGGAAAUUAUAGUUCGGUUGUACAAAAUCUUUGAGCUGCUGCUGAGGGGGUUUGCCAUAUUUUUUAGCCAAUUUUGAUAUGUAAAAUAAAGACAAGCUUUGAAAAGUG